This is a messenger RNA of Grus americana (Whooping crane), 3853 nucleotides long. It is a transcript of the gene FMR1, whose product is annotated as fragile X messenger ribonucleoprotein 1. Bases 366 to 2063 code for a protein of 565 amino acids. The record is from RefSeq and is a predicted model, not a curated record. Gene Ontology annotation, biological process: regulation of dendritic spine development; anterograde axonal transport; DNA damage response. Gene Ontology annotation, cellular component: dendritic filopodium; neuronal cell body; membrane. The transcript is spliced from 15 exons. Gene Ontology annotation, molecular function: mRNA 3'-UTR binding; translation regulator activity; protein homodimerization activity. Lineage: Eukaryota; Metazoa; Chordata; Aves; Gruiformes; Gruidae.
CGGGGAUUUAGCGUUUACAUUCGAAACGGGCGCCCCCGCGCGCCCCCCUCUCCCCCCCUACCCGCGCGCGCCGCCCGGCGGUGACCGUUUCGCUUUCAUUUCCGGGCGGCCGAGGGCGAGGAGCGGAGGCGCGGAGCGUCCCCGCAGUGCCCCCCCCCCCCCCGCCGUGCCCCCCCGCGGCCCGCCUUCCGGCCCCCCCGGCCCCACCCCCUCGGGCUCGGCGUGAACCGAGAUUCCCCUUCCCCUCCCCCGCCCCGGCACACACACCCCUCCUUCUCCUCUUCCCCCUCCUUCGCCGAGAGAGAGAAAGGGAAGGGAGGAGGUGCCGGGCCUGGGUCUCCCGCACCGAGCCGCCGCGGCACAACAUGGAGGAGCUGGUGGUGGAGGUGCGGGGCUCCAACGGGGCCUUCUACAAGGCAUUUGUAAAGGAUGUGCAUGAAGAUUCUAUAACAGUUGCGUUUGAAAACAACUGGCAACCAGAGAGACAAAUACCAUUCCAUGAUGUGAGGUUUCCGCCACCUGCAGGCUAUAAUAAAGAUAUAAAUGAAAGCGAUGAAGUAGAGGUUUAUUCCAGGGCAAAUGAAAAAGAACCCUGCUGUUGGUGGUUGGCUAAAGUGAGAAUGAUAAAGGGUGAGUUCUACGUAAUAGAAUAUGCAGCCUGUGAUGCUACAUACAACGAAAUUGUCACAAUUGAGCGUUUGAGAUCUGUGAACCCCAAUAAACCCGCAACAAAAGAUACUUUCCAUAAAAUCAAACUGGCAGUUCCAGAAGAUUUAAGGCAAAUGUGUGCCAAAGAAUCUGCACAUAAGGACUUCAAAAAGGCAGUUGGAGCUUUUUCUGUAACAUAUGAUUCUGAAAACCACCAGCUUAUUAUUUUGUCAAUCAAUGAUGUAACAACAAAGCGGGCAAACAUGCUGAUUGAUAUGCACUUUCGAAGUCUUCGUACCAAGUUAUCCCUGAUACUGAGAAAUGAAGAAGCUAGCAAACAGUUGGAGAGUUCUAGACAACUUGCAUCACGAUUUCAUGAACAGUUUGUUGUACGUGAAGACCUAAUGGGUUUGGCCAUUGGCACUCAUGGUGCUAAUAUUCAGCAAGCCAGAAAAGUCCCUGGAGUGACUGCUAUUGAUCUUGAUGAAGAUACUUGCACAUUCCAUAUUUAUGGAGAGGAUCAAGAUGCAGUGAAAAAGGCAAGAAGUUACCUUGAAUUUGCUGAAGAUGUCAUACAAGUACCAAGAAAUUUAGUAGGAAAAGUAAUAGGAAAAAAUGGAAAACUGAUUCAGGAGAUAGUGGACAAAUCUGGUGUUGUAAGAGUGAGAAUUGAGGCUGAAAAUGAUAAAAAUAUUCCACAAGAGGAGGGAAUGGUACCAUUUGUGUUUGUGGGAACCAAGGACAGCAUCACUAAUGCAACUGUUCUUCUGGAUUAUCAUCUUAAUUAUUUAAAGGAAGUGGACCAGCUGCGUUUGGAAAGAUUGCAAAUUGAUGAGCAGCUUCGACAGAUUGGAGCUACUUCUAGGCCACCACCAAAUCGUACAGAUAAGGAAAAAGGGUACAUGACUGAUGAUGGUCCAGGACUUGGACGCGGUAGUCGACCUUACAGAAACAGAGGGCAUAGCAGACGUGGUCCAGGCUACGCUUCAGGAACUAAUUCUGAAGCAUCAAAUGCUUCUGAAACAGAAUCUGAUCACAGAGACGAACUUAGUGAUUGGUCAGCAGCCCCAGCAGAAGAGGAACGAGACAACUACCUUCGUAGAGGAGACGGGCGAAGACGUGGAGGUGGUGCAAGAGGGCAAGGAGGGAGGGGUCGUGGAGGAUUCAAAGGAAACGAUGAACAGUCACGAACAGAUAACCGUCAGCGUAACUCAAGAGAUGCAAAAGGGCGAACAGCAGAUGGAUCUCUUGAGAUCAGAAUUGACUGCAAUAAUGAAAGGAGUGUCCACACUAAAACAUUACAGAAUACCUCCAAUGAAGGUAGUCGGCUGCGCACGGGUAAAGAACGUAAUCAGAAGAAAGAGAAAGUGGACAGCGCAGAUGGUCAACAGCCGCUGGUGAAUGGAGUACCCUAAACUGCAUAAUUCUGAAGUCAUAUUUCCUAUACUGUUUCAGUAAUUCCUAUUCCAUGUUAGAGAAACUUGUUAGGCCAAAGACAAAUAGUAGGCAAGAUGGCGCAGGGCAUGAAAUGAACAUAUGUUCUCUGUUAGCCUUUUUUAACAUCAACAGUAUGCAGUUGUUUUCAGAAUAAGAAGUUAUUCAAAUAUUUGCAUAAAAAUAUCUGAAUUUCCGAAAAUCGCUUUCAAGUACAUAUUGCAGUUCAAACAAUGAAAGAUUCUUUUUUGUUUGUUUUAAAAAUACUGAGCUGUGCAUUGGUAAACUUUCUGUUCAGUUGUACCAUUUUAACACAUCGGGUCAAAUUCACUGCUCAAUUUCAAUUUUCAGAAUAAAUAGUGUUUGCAGUAAUCAAAUUGGCUUCUGUUUUCAAUCUAACUUACAAGUUCUUCAUGAAAUGCUAUGUCGUUUUAUGUCCUGUGUCAGUUCACAUUCUGGUCCACCUUUUUCAAUAUUUUAGUGGACUCUGAAAUAUGUGUGAUGUAACAAUUGUCAUUUUCAUUAGCAAAAAAGUUGUAUGAUCUGUGCCUUUUUUAUAUCUUGGCAGGUAGGAAUAUUAUAUUUGGAUGCAGAAAUCAGGGAAGAUGAGUUGGUAACACUAAAUGUAAAAUAUAUGUAGCAAUCCUUGUCAGACGUUAGUACUUUAUAGACAAGUGCAUGCUUUCCAUAAUUUUUCCUUACGUAAACAUUGAGUUAGGCAGUUAUAAGAAUAGGAAAUUUAUUUUGCACUGAAGAUUUGGCAAAUAGUGUUAUUGAAAAAGGGGUGUAAUUUUUUUCUUUGUAGGCAGUACAGAAGCUUUUUUUUAAAAAAAAAAAUUAAAAAAAACGUUUCCAUUGUGGAAAACUAAAAAACUCAUUGUUACUGAGGGAACAAGUGUAAUGUGUUCACAAGCUAGUAAUGUGUGCCUGCUAUUUGGCCAGAUGACCAGUUCAAAGCGCUGAUGUUUUCCAUUGUCCCAAAAUUUUUUGAAUUGCUUCUUUUAAUUCAGGGACUAUCUCAGGAGAGGUAGGAAAAAAUCACCACGUGUAAUGCCCUGGAAAGUACAGAUAUAGUAGUUGGAUGUAUCGGAGAUAGAACAAAAAUUCAUCAUAUGUUGAGGUACAAGGUCUGAAUUACCAGCCUAUUUGAAGGUGUCACAGAAUUUGAUCCAAAAUACAGUCAUAUACCAGGGAAGGGUGGGAAGUAGUGGGAGGAGCUGUGCUUUCUUUUAUUUCUGAUCACAUAUUAAACUUACUGGGCAAAACCGUAUGAGGACCUUCAUUUUAAUCCAUUUUUAUUCCCAUUACUCCGGAAGGAGAGCCACUGUUCAUGUACAGAACUUUACAAACUUGACCUUGCCUCUGAUGUAUUUUGUGAGUUUUGUUUCUUUGCUUUUUUCAUUCUUUUUUUUCCUUGCAUACAGGUGAGCAUACUAAAAAUGGCAACGAACUGCACAUGGUUUAACAAAUAUAAAAAUGUCUUAAAAAGUAUUGCCAAACAUUAAUGUUGAUUUCUAGUUAUUUAUUUUGGGAAUGUAUAGUAUUUGAAAACAGAAAUUGGUACCUUGCACACAUCAUCUGUAAGCUGUUUGGUUUAAAAUACUGUAGAUAAUUAACCAAGGUAGACUGACCUUGUAAUGUAACUGCUCUUGGGCAAUAUUCUCUGUACAUAUUAGCUACAACAGAUUGGAUUUUAUGUUGACAUUUGUUUGGUUAUAGUGCAAUAUAUUUUGUAUGCAAGCAGUUUCAAUAAAGUUUGAUCUUCCUCUGU